AUGUCGAUAAGGUUAUAUCCUUUACCAUUUACGAAACUUAUCGGUAGUCCUCGUCCUCCCUCCCCCCCCCCUAAACUCAUUUUUGACUUCUCUUCCUCUCCCUCCUCUCUCUUACUCACUUCCCUCUAUCUCUCUCCCCCUCUCUCUCUCUCUCUCUCUCUCUCUCUUACGCUGAGCCUCUGGUCGGAAAUGCGCCAGAAGAAGCCCACAGGAGGCCCUAAAAUCAACGCCGGAAAGGGGUCAAGAACGGGCGGCGCCACCACCUUGACGACACCUUGUCGGAGGUCUCCUCGGCUGCUUUUGUUGCGGGGGGAACCUGGUGGCCUCGUGGGAUCUUCCAUCUGCGGAAGCACGACAGAGGACGAUGAUGCGGAAGGUCGGGAAUCCUCUUCCAAGAUGCCGCCGAGUUCCCCAUCGGAUUCGGACGGGGAGAGGCCCGCUGCGAGAUUAUCGACGUCCGGUAAGAAUUCAGGUGGAGGAGCUGCCUCGGAGAAGAAUUGCAGGAGGUCCACCAGAUUGAUGGGCACCUCUGGAAGGGGUUUAAAGGUGGAAAUCGUGAACGGGGAUGGUAGAGAAAGGAAGCGCGAGAAAGAGAGGGAUGCUUCUGCGAUUAGGGUACUUCGUGUCAGAAAAUGCCGUCCAUCGACGGAUUCUUCUAAUCAUCCCUUCGAAGACGAGGCCGGCAGCGACGAACCGGAAGAAUGUCUGAGUAGUGCGGUCAAACGGAAGAAGAAGAGAAUCUCUGCGGCUCCGAGGACCAAGAAAGGGGGAGAGAAGAAGGUGAGGCAGACCAAGGAAUUGCAAGAAGGGUUUUCUCCACAGAGAGGAUGCGGGGAAAGCAGUUCUGGAUCUUCGGGCUGGACCUAUGAGCAAGAAAUGGCCUUGCGCAGGGCCUACUUGCUGGCCAAGCCAUCUCCGCAAUUCUGGAAGAAAAUAUCCAAAAUGGUAUGUCUCCCCAUCAAGAUCUUCAAGAUUGUUUUGGUCUCAGACUCAACGAAAUGAAUUGGCUUGAAUUUAUAUUUUUUUAAAAGCUUCUUGGUUGAGCUCGGUAUAGUCUGGAGUCAUUACUAUGCUGAAGAUCUAAUCAGAGAAAUAAUCUAUAGUAUUGUGCAAUCUCAUGCAUCCAGAUCAUGUCCAACUCAACCGAGUGAAUUGGCUUUAAUUUAUUGUGCCGAAGAACUUGUAAUCUACUCAGAGAAAUAAUUUAGAUGAUUUUUCAAUCUCAUGCAUCCAGAUCAUGUCUAACUCAACCGAUUGAAUUGGCUUGAAUUCAUUAUGCCGAAGAACUUGUAAUCUACUCAGAGAAAUAAUUUAGAUGAUUUUUCAAUCUCAUGCAUCCAGAUCAUGUCUAACUCAACCGAGUGAAUUGGCUUGAAUUCAUUAUGCUGAAGAACUUGUAAUCUACUCAGAGAAAUAGUUUAGAUGAUUUUGCAAUCUCAUACAUCCAGAUUAUCUCAGUCUCAACCCAAUGAUUUGGGUUAAAUUGUAUUAAGCUGAAGAACUUGUAAUCUACUAAGAGAAAUAAUUCAAAUGAUAUCGCUCUCUCCAGUAUGCAACUAAUACAGGUAAAUUACCAUGUUUGCUGCUCCAUGAUGAUCUGAUGAUCAUUCCCAUGGAACCCGAUCCCAAGGACAUUUCAUGAUUAGUCUGUUUGUUGGUUCUUCCACCCUCAGGUGCCUGGGAGGUCUGCACAAGAAUGCUUUGACAGAAUGCAUUCCAAACUUACAACCCCUGCUCAGCUGCCGCCCCGUUCAAGGGUGAAGCUGCCCGCCGACCUCUCUCCCCUUCCCUGCGGUGACCUGUUCGGCAAGAACUCUAAGCGGCCGAAGAACAGCAGGAGGAAAGACCACCUUGGGAGCAAGGCAGUGAGGCAUAUGCUGAGGAAGCACUCUGUCGUUGACCAAGCUCAGGAAGUUGACCUGUUCUCUGUUCUCGAGACCUCCCAAAAUGCAUUUCCACAGGUCCCGAGAAUCCCUUCCGAGAAGGAACCCAUGACAGAUUCCCCAAGGCUUGUUCAAGGCAAAGGGGGGGAUCUCUCAGGUGGCAAGAAGAAGAUUCUCUCAAGAUGCUCUCAGGUGAGCCCGGAGGUGCUGAGGCCGAUCAAGAACAUCUUGUUGCACGAGAGGUACAUCGAUCAACUCCAUUGCAGGGAGGCGGUGAGGAGGAGAACGCAUUGUGAAAGGAGAAUGCAUUGUGUCGGCUUAGAAAAUGGGAAGGAGAAUGUGGUCAACUCUGCCAAGAGUGCCCUCAUCUCUGAUGCUCGGGAGAUUAUCCACCAGUUUGGGUAUUCGCUGGCGGCCCCCUCAAGCAAGUUUGUAGACACUGAUGAGGAAGAAGAAGAAGAAGAAGUCGAAGAUGAUGCUUAA
This is a messenger RNA of Spirodela intermedia, 2366 nucleotides long. The record is from the annotation of a GenBank genome assembly. Lineage: Eukaryota; Viridiplantae; Streptophyta; Magnoliopsida; Alismatales; Araceae.